Molecule: messenger RNA, 3661 nt
Organism: Erinaceus europaeus (western European hedgehog)
Lineage: Eukaryota; Metazoa; Chordata; Mammalia; Eulipotyphla; Erinaceidae
Gene: ENTPD7
Product: ectonucleoside triphosphate diphosphohydrolase 7
Exons: 13
Coding region: 336-2150 (604 amino acids)
Biological process (GO): nucleoside diphosphate catabolic process
Cellular component (GO): membrane
Molecular function (GO): nucleoside diphosphate phosphatase activity
Source: RefSeq, a predicted model, not a curated record
UCGGGGAUUGGCUGCCCUGGCAGACGGACGUGCGGCCGACGGAGCUGGUUGGCCCAGGGCUCCGGGGAGUGGAGGGCGGGUCCUUCUCCUGGGUCCCCUAUCUGUCAUUGGCUCCCUGCGGUUUCCUUGGGGACGUGGCGCCGCCACCGACCCGGGCCUUCUUCCGGCUGGGCUGAAAGCCGCAGGGAGAAGCUACCCCCGGAGCAGAGAGGUGCUGCGGGAGCCGGCAGGCUGCUCUACCUGACUGCCAUCUCCAGAGUUAGGAGAUGCCUGGGACAAGGAGACCACCUGCUCAGGGCAAAAGGAAAAGGAGGUGACACCACUGAAGGGAACCCAUGGCUAGGAUCAGUUUUUCCUACCUCUGUCCAGCCUCCUGGUACUUUACUGUGCCCACAGUGAGUCCAUUUCUCCGCCAACGAGUAGCCUUCCUAGGACUCUUCUUCAUUUCUUGCCUCUUUUUACUUAUAUUAAUCAUGGACUUUCGACAUUGGGGUGCUUCAUUACCACGAGACAAGCAAUACGAAAGGUAUUUGGCUCGUGUAGGGGAGCUUGAAGCCACUAACACUGAUGACCCAAAUCUAAGUUAUGGACUUGUUGUGGACUGUGGCAGCAGUGGCUCCCGGAUCUUUGUUUAUUUCUGGCCAAAACAUAAUGGGAACCCCCAUGACCUGCUGGACAUCAAGCAAAUGAGAGACCGCAACAGCCAACCAGUGGUUAAAAAAAUCAAGCCAGGAAUCUCUGCAAUGGCAGAUACUCCAGAACACGCCAGCGAUUACCUUCGUCCUCUGCUGAGCUUUGCUGCUGCUCAUGUACCUGUGCAGAAGCACAAGGAAACCCCUCUCUACAUCUUAUGUACAGCGGGCAUGAGGCUUCUCCCUGAGAGGAAGCAGUUGGCUAUCUUGACUGAUCUAGUGAAAGACUUACCACUGGAAUUUGACUUCCUCUUUUCACAGUCUCAGGCAGAAGUGAUCUCUGGGAAGCAGGAAGGAGUUUAUGCAUGGAUUGGAAUCAAUUUUGUUUUGGGAAGAUUCGACCAUGAAGAUGAACCCGAUGCUGAAGCUCCCCAGGAAUUGGCAUCUGGACGCAGAAGGACUGUUGGGAUACUGGAUAUGGGAGGUGCCUCUCUCCAAAUUGCUUAUGAAGUUCCUACCUCAACCACUGUCCUUCCUCCAAAGCAGGAAGAAGCUGCAAAGAUCUUGCUGGCUGAAUUCAACCUAGGCUGUGAUGUGCAACACACUGAACAUGUGUAUAGGGUUUAUGUCACAACUUUCCUGGGGUUUGGGGGCAACUAUGCCCGGCAGCGCUAUGAAGACCUUGUCCUGAAUGGAACUCUUAGUAAAAACAGGUUGCUGGGCCAGAAGACAGGCCUGACUCCUGACAAUCCAUAUCUGGAUCCCUGCCUGCCUGUUGGCCUCACAGAUGUGCUGCAGAGAAGCAGCCAAGUCCUGCACGUUCGAGGGAAAGGAGACUGGGCAGCUUGUGGGGCAAUGCUGAACCCCUUGCUGGCUCGCUCCAACACCAGCCAGGCCUCACUGAAUGGCAUCUACCAGUCACCAAUUGACUUCAACAACAGUGAAUUCUACGGUUUCUCUGAGUUUUUUUACUGUACAGAGGAUGUGUUGCGCAUUGGUGGCCGCUACCAUGGGCCAACAUUUGCCAAGGCUGCUCAGGAUUACUGUGGCAUGAAUUGGUCUGUACUAACUCAGAGAUUUAAAAAUGGCCUCUUUUCGUCACACGCAGAUGAGCAUCGACUCAAAUAUCAGUGUUUUAAAUCAGCCUGGAUGUACCAAGUUCUUCAUGAAGGAUUCCACUUUCCCUAUGACUACCCAAACCUGCAGACGGCCCAGCUGGUUUAUGACCGAGAGGUUCAAUGGACACUUGGAGCCAUUCUGUACAAAACUCGAUUCUUGCCACUCAGGGAUCUACGGCAGGAAGGUGUCCGACAAGCCCAUGGUAGCUGGUUCCGUCUCUCUUUUGUCUACAACCAUUAUCUCUUCUUCGCCUGUAUCCUGGUGGUGCUACUGGCUAUCAUCUUGUACCUUCUGCGGUUACGCCGAAUUCACCAUCGACACACUGGAGCCUCAGCUCCAUUGGACUUGCUGUGGAUCGAAGAGGUGGUGCCCAUGAUUGGGGUACAAGUAGGGCCAUGAGGCUAGACAUGGGUGAAGGAUGCUAGAGUAUCCCCGAGCUGCUGCUCAUUGAGUUCCACUACUUUCUUGUAUUGGCUCAGAUGCUGCUUUGCCUGACCUUGUGGAUAUUUGGCCUUGGAAUUUUGACUUUAGUAUCUACUUUGAUUUUUCUCUCAAUUUCCAGGUUUUCUUCUCUGGAAAAACUGUCAGAUAAUCUAUACAAAACUAAAUAAUGAGAGAUUGGUGCUAACAAAGAGGCCCAACCUUUGUCCAUCUGAAGCAUGUUUCUUUUCCCUUAUCUGAAGGGUUUGGUGUGUUCCAGAAAUUUGACUUUUCUCCCCUUGCUAAAGUAUGAAGUUUAACAUUGGAGUCACAAGAAGACUGGCUGAAACCAAGCUUGGAGCAUCUGAAACAAAGCCGAAGACAUUCUUGCAAGAGCAGCAGUCCCUUCUUUCUCUGUAACAGAGAUGUCAUUUAUGUGGAGAUCCACAGCCUUUAAUAGGGACCCAAGGUCUUUGAAGUUCAGUGGGACAGAUAUGAAUUUCCAGGCAACCAAAGUAACAGCUUCUUUGCUUUCUUGACAAAGAAGCUAUCAUGAGUAUGGUCCAGGAUCCCUAAUAUAGAGUUGCCAGUGUUAGUACAUGAUUUUAAAAGGUGAGAACCUCAGCUAAAUGAAUGGUCCAUUGCAGAUUUUGACAGUGUCUUAUCUGAUGCCUGGUAUAACCAAAUUAGAUUUUUUUUUCCCAUGUCUAUGUACCUCACAGGCUGUUUGGGCAUUAUUUUUUUUUUUUCUCUUUGAGCCUUAAGUGUGUUUGUCCAUUAUACAGGAAUUCUCAAGAAGAAUUCCUUAAUUUUACUGCUAAAGUCAGCAUGUGAUUUGGGAAGGAUAUAUUUGAGUUGUUUCUAAAGAAGAGAAGAAUGUUAUCAGGACAGUUGACAAGGCAUAAUAAAACCCAAAUUUUUACUAAUUUAUUAAUUAAUGUCUUUCUGAGAAAUAGAAAUGUUCUCAAUUUGACUCUUGAACUGUCUGAUAAGAAGCAUAUUCACAAUUUUGGAGUAAACUGAAAAUUCUAUUAAUAAGCCACUUGAAAAUUUUCAGAACCUUUGUUGAAAGACUGUUCAGUCACAGACAGCUUAUCUAGUAAUGAGAAGUGAGAAAAAGCCAUAAGAAUUAUAUUUUCAUUCACUACCCUUCAGGAGCUCUGUUGCUUCUUAACAUUUAACCUUCAGUUUGCACAAGGAUUUCAUUUCAUUUUCAUGAACUUAUUCUUCCAUGGAUUUUUUUUUUUUUUUUUUUUUUUUAACUAGAGCACUGUUCAGCUCUGGCUUAUGGUAGUGCAGAGGACUGAACCUGGGACUUUGGAGCCUCAGGCACAGGAAUCUCUUUUCUCUUUGCAUAACCAUUAUGCUGUCUACCCCGCCCCUAUCGAGUUUUUAUACUUGUUUUGCCCAAGAAUAUGUUCCUAGAGUUGAGGGUUGAAUUAAUCGUUCUUUCUUUUUUUAAUUAUUAUUGUGGUCCAGGAGGUGGCGCU